Molecule: messenger RNA, 2521 nt
Organism: Pseudo-nitzschia multistriata
Lineage: Eukaryota; Bacillariophyta; Bacillariophyceae; Bacillariales; Bacillariaceae
Source: the annotation of a GenBank genome assembly
GGCCGCGGCGAGCAGUUUUGGAGCCCCAUCAUACCUAUUGUAAUCGGUGAGAUACUUGAAUCAAGUCGUGGUAUUACGAAGUUCGUAUCACUUCAAAUGAGCAAUCAUCACUUUGUUAAAAACUACUGUUGACAACAACCAUCGAACAACAACAAUCAAACCAACCGAAUUGGCUCUGUAUGCAGCAAAGUCAUGAAGUCACUGAUCGAUGCCCUUCCUCCGCUUGCGACGACCGAGAGCGAUUCCUCCGACACGGACGACAGCGAAACCGACCACUACGACAACGACAAYGACAAUGACAAUGACAACGGCAAUGCGUCCGAUGAAAUCGAAAUCGAAAUCGAUGCAAGCGUGACGGACGAGACAUCCACCCCUCUCUCUGCCGAGACGGAUACGGAAGGCCACGAGGCCGAUGCCCACCGCCCGCGAAGCAUCCUCGUCCCCAACACCGGGGAGGAUGCCCCGCAGCGAACGCGGCACCACCACCACCACCACGAGCCACGGCGGAACGCGCACGGGCGCCGCAAGCGCGUCUCCUUCGGAUCCGUCCACGUGCGAGAAUACGAGCGAAUCGUGGGGGACCACCCGGAGACGAGGGUCGGCGUCCCCCUCGCCAUCGGCUGGGCCUUUUACGUGGAMGAGCUGUACRGGGAGUCCCCCGGUGGCGGGGUGUCGCUCGAUCGCUACGAGGCCUACCGGGCCGUCCGCGGGAGCCGCCGCCGCCUGCGGCUGAGCUCGGUGACGCGGAAAAACCUGCUCCUGCACGUCUUUGGCGUGCCGAUCGGAGAGGUCCAAGAGGCCGAGCGCAGGAACCACGAAACGAGCCCGAAGCCGAGSGGAAGCGCAAGCAUGAAGAAGAUCGGAAAGAAGCUGCGCAGGGGGGGGGUUUCCCUGCUGAAGGGGAUGGUCUACGCGGCACAAUUCGGCUUGUCGAGCGGUGGCGGUGGCGGUGGCGUGAGCAGCGUGGCCGCAAAGGCUGUCUUUUGAAGCGGAAAGGUCCUCCUGGUUGGUUGCUCCCGAAAUAUCGAACACGACGGGUAAAAUAUUGCUCGCACGAGUACGUAAGGUACCAUGCGCGACGAAGAUACAAAAGGACCACGACACGACUCGCCUAGACUGCGUACUUCGACCACAUGUACAGCACAGCACAGAACAUUUAAGUUUAAGUUAAAAGUUAUUUGAACUAAACUAUCCGCUUUUACGUACGAUGCCUAUAAYAUCUCGUGUCGAUCGCGAGAUGCCUCUUGGCAAAUCUUUUGCUAGAAAAACACAGAAACGUAGUGUUGCAGUGGGAAGAAAACGAGGUAGAAUCUCGACCCUAUUGCCUUUUCUGGAUUGCGCGCUGGGUUCCGUUUGCUAGUUCCAUUUGUAUGUAUCCGACAUAACGAUGCACCUUUUCUCUUCUUCCAAUGCAUCCGGGCAAGGCAGGAGCAAAACUUCCAUCCAGAAACAAGAGCAUGCGAUGCGGCACGCUGGUUCCGACCAUCGGUACGGUGCUCCCCGUUCACGGGACCGGGGCAGCCAGCCCAACAGCCGAUUUGUCCACAAAGCGAGACCCGCUCCCGCGCAGAGGGCCACCGCACCGGGCGCUCAGUCUUCAAAGAACCGCUUGACCCUCYGGGCAAAGGUCCUCGGCUUGCCCCCAAAGUACCGGUCGUCGUCCGUCGCGGGCUCGAUCGUAGCGGCCCCCGAUGCGGMCCCCUGUUGGUGCCGGUACCUUUGCUGCCAGCACCCKCCCMGAUCGCUGGGGCCUGGRUAGUGUCCCGAGGCGGUAACGCGUUGCCCGCACUUCCAUUUUUCGCUGUGGAUGGCACUCCACCACGGACCGUAGACCUCCACCAGAAAAAUACCGGCCAUGACGAGGCCGAUGCCGGCCAGYAUGCCAAAGAAGCACGCGUAGAACAAAAAUUCCUUCCUGGAUUUCUUGUAGUGCUCGGAGGUCUUCGGAUCGGGGCGAUCGAGUAGGAUGCCCCUGGUGAGGUCCGGGUUGUCCCCAGCGGCGCCAACGCCGUUCCGGUACACCACCACGYCCGGGGCUUCCCCGCGGCGAAAACAGUGGCGCAGCCGCAGACAGGUCAGCCUCGUCUUGGCCCUCAGCUCCGAGGAGAUGUCCGCCGCAUGGAUGCUAAAGAUCGACCGAUUCGCGGCAGGUGUGUCWCCGUCGGAUGMCAGUUCCAUCGAAUGGAGGGUCGUCCUCGGUUCUUGCGGAUCCUCGUCGCCACCGUUGUUGCCGUCCUCCACACCGUCCUCGACAUCGGCACCUAUAUCGCCAGCGCCAAAGCCCUCACCCUCGUCCUCGCCCACGCCCUCGUCGCGGUUGUCCUUGUUCAUUGUACCGCUGUCUUCGAUUKUCGUUUGUGCUUGGUUUGUGUUAGAUCUGGAACAACCACAAUGAAAAUAACAAAGGACGYGUUGUAGCGGAGGAUCAUUCAGGGUGGCCCGUAGCGCAUGGGUCAGAGCAACAGUACUUUAGACAUCGAUGGAUUAGUAUCCUACGGUAUAAGAAAUACAAUCCAAAGAA